Blepharisma stoltei is the source of this 1196-nucleotide messenger RNA. The record is from the annotation of a GenBank genome assembly. Lineage: Eukaryota; Ciliophora; Heterotrichea; Heterotrichida; Blepharismidae.
AUGAUCAAAAGUGAAGCAAUCUUUUGUCUCUUCUACCUGACAUUCCUAUUCGCUUCACAUUCAAAGGCUGAGAAUAUUAGCGAUAAAAUUCAAAAUGACCUAAAAGACCAUAUAUAUUAUCAUGUAUUCUUUGUUGAGGAUUCUUUCAAUAAUAUUAAUUCAGCUGAGAACCUCAGAUUUAAAAAUGAGCCUCUGCUUGAAGCUCUUUCAAAACAAGCUUUUUCAAGACUAAUUACUAAUAAUUUUAGCUUUGAAGAAGAAAAAUCUUGCAAAAGAUAUUAUAAUGCUUUUUCAACUAAAACAAGCGAAGAAUAUAUUUUGUUUCUUUUAGGCAAAAUUAGCCAAGAUGAUAAGAUCAGCCUAAAAAAAUGCAAAAAUCAUAGCAUUUAUCUUGCAUUUUUAAAUAUUGAUGAUAUCAAAAACAUCAGAGAAGUUCUCAUAAGUAAAGAUCUUAAUAUCGAAAACUACUAUGAAAAAGAAAUUCGUUUUGAGCACAUAAAUAUAAAUGAACUGAUAAUGAUUGUAGAUUCAGAAAUGCUUUCCCAAGAUUGCAAUCCUACAAUAAGCCAAUGCAAAAACUGCACUCAAGCCAGCCCUGAACUCUGUGAUCAAUGCAAUACUGGAUACUAUUUAAGUUCGUUUGGUAAUGAAUGCUGCAUUUCUCCAUCUUGCAAUACUUGUUAGGUAAAUAAAAUUGCAUUCGGUCAAAGAGAAAUUAGCUCUACUAGUUUUCUAUCUUUCAUGGAAUUUUAUUUAUGGGGUUUGGAUUUCUUUUGAGAACUUAUUCAUAGCAAAAGAAGUUUAGUUUUGGGUGUAACAGAUAAACUGGUGCUCAUUGAAACCAAGAGACUCAGGGUUCUAAAUCUGAGGAUUAUGACUCUUAGGUGGAGCACGCGCAGAAGCUGAGUUAGGCAAGGGCGAUUGCAUUGUGUCCGGUGAGAAGCAAUGGUAGAAAUUUGGGAUAAUAACCCUUUUGGAUCCAAAAUAUAUGGUGAUAUCACCAUUUUAGUUCUGUCCCUUUCGUUAAAGUGUGGCACUAGACAUCUUAAAUACUUUAAUUAACUAUAAUGCAAUGCAAUACUUGCCCAGAAACAAUGCUUGCAAUUCUUGUAUGCCAGGCUAUUAUCUUCAUGAUCCAAACUGUCUGCCCUGCCCAAAUGGUUGCUCAAUGUGUAAUGGGCCAGAUUUAUGCCUAG